GUUCUACCUGCCAAUGUCUUUUCUCACCUCGAACAGGAGUUUGAAACAUGGACCAUCCCUGCCCCUGAACGCCGAUACUGUUUUUUUGCUCCUUGCAGUAGGUUCCUUGGCUCUUCUCGAACUGGCCCUCGUCUCCACUGUCCAUCCUGCAACAACUCAACCUGCUCUGGGUGCAAGAAGGCCGCUCAUGCCGGUUUCUGUACACCCAACACGGAAUUUGCAGAGACCCUCAACAGCGUUGAUACUAACUUCUCACAGUGCCCUCAUUGUAACUACCUGCUCGAAAGGACACAAGGCUGCCCUCACAUUACCUGCAUUUGCUCAUACCAGUUUUGUUUGUUCUGCAAAUUUGACUGGGCAGUUUGUCAGGGUAAUUGUGAAGCCGCUAGACACGACAUUCAUCAGCUUCACGAGGCGUUUGUCCUUGAAGAA
Molecule: messenger RNA, 432 nt
Organism: Aureobasidium pullulans EXF-150
Lineage: Eukaryota; Fungi; Ascomycota; Dothideomycetes; Dothideales; Saccotheciaceae
Exons: 1
Biological process (GO): ubiquitin-dependent protein catabolic process; positive regulation of proteasomal ubiquitin-dependent protein catabolic process; protein polyubiquitination
Cellular component (GO): cytoplasm; ubiquitin ligase complex
Molecular function (GO): zinc ion binding; ubiquitin conjugating enzyme binding; ubiquitin protein ligase activity
Source: RefSeq, a predicted model, not a curated record